GGCGGGGCGAGGCCUAGGGCGGCAGUAGGACUACCGUCUUCUGGGUCAGGCUGUCACGCUCGGUCCCAAAGGACCUCAGGCAUCCAGUCUGGACGGCCUGAAGCCAGGAGCCCCGAGCGGCGAGAUGGCAUCUUCCAGUGAGCAGGAGCUCAGAGGCAUGUUCGAAUGCCAGGUGUGUGGCCUGACUGUACCGUAUAGCUACGUGGGGCAGAAACCUCCCAACUCCCGUACUGUCGUGCUCCUGGAGGAAUGCUACGUGCUGAAGGACCCCUUCAGCUCAGACAAAGACAGAUUCCUGAUCCUCGGUUCCCAGUGUAGCCUCUGCAGCAAGCUGGUGUGCGUGGGCCCGGAGUGUAGCUUAUUCUACUCGAAGAGAUUUUGCCUCCCCUGUGUUCGUGAGAAUCUCAGUGCUUUCCCUCAAGAGAUCCAGCAAGAUGUGGAGAAGAGAUAUGCUCUGUCCAAAACUGGCUCUAGGAAGCUUGACUCGAGGACCUGAUUGUAAGCUUCUGGCAAGAACGAGGCCCUGGCUGCCCCUGGCUGUCGUAAUCCUCUUCUCCCAUCUUGUUCCUGUGAGCAGAUGACCUGAGGGGACCUUCCAUUGGCCAUCAUUGUGGCUUCUGAAGGGGGCUGGAGGUGUCCAGGGGGCUAAGCUGCCUGCAUGGGAUGUCUCUCACAUUGCUGUGGUCACUAUUUCCAACUCUGGAAAUCCGGGGAAUUCUGGCUUUAGCUGAUCUGAAGUCUAGGCCAGAGGCUUCUUUGCAGUGGGCCCCAGGGGCAGCUAGGUGGCACAGUAGAUAGAGCUCUGGCCUUGGAGUCAGGAGGACCUGAGUUCAAAUCCAGCC
Molecule: messenger RNA, 842 nt
Organism: Phascolarctos cinereus (koala)
Lineage: Eukaryota; Metazoa; Chordata; Mammalia; Diprotodontia; Phascolarctidae
Gene: CDPF1
Product: cysteine rich DPF motif domain containing 1
Source: RefSeq, a predicted model, not a curated record